Messenger RNA from Oncorhynchus tshawytscha (Chinook salmon), 2093 nucleotides. It is a transcript of the gene tspan5a, whose product is annotated as tetraspanin 5a. The transcript is spliced from 11 exons. Gene Ontology annotation, biological process: protein maturation; protein localization to plasma membrane; regulation of vascular endothelial growth factor signaling pathway. The record is from RefSeq and is a predicted model, not a curated record. NCBI's taxonomy places the organism in Eukaryota, Metazoa, Chordata, Actinopteri, Salmoniformes, Salmonidae. The coding region runs from base 306 to 1184 and encodes 292 amino acids. Gene Ontology annotation, cellular component: membrane.
ACUGUGGGGGAACGAUUAUCCGAUUUGAUCGGUGACAACCGAGAGGUCCCGUUAGUUGUAAACGCAGAGUGGAUAGGUUGACGUUUGUUUGCUAUUUACAGUGUUAGAUUGUGCAUUAUUCUACUUUUAUUAUCAGGGUGACAUCUGUGUGGAGGGAUAGGCUACAGUAUGUUUAUUUUAUUUGGAUGAACCGAGCAGACAGCAAGUUCCAAGAAUUGGAUCGCCGAGGAGCUGAACCUGCCGCCUGCGAGCCUAUGAUCCGGUAUAUUUAUCAGUCUAUGAAGCCUACUGUAUGAAAUUCAAGUAUGUCAGGAAAACAUUUUAAAGGCCAUGAAGUCAGUUGCUGCAUCAAAUAUUUUAUUUUUGGAUUUAACAUAAUAUUUUGGUUGCUGGGUGUGGCCUUCCUUGGAAUCGGACUAUGGGCAUGGAAUGAGAAGGGUGUUCUCUCCAACAUCUCGUCCAUCACAGACCUGGGGGGCUUUGACCCUGUCUGGCUCUUCCUGGUGACGGGAGGGGUCAUGUUUAUCCUGGGCUUCGCCGGCUGCAUCGGAGCGCUGAGGGAAAACACCUUACUGCUCAAGUUUUUCUCUGUAUUCCUGGGGAUCAUCUUCUUCCUGGAGCUGACGGCUGGAGUGUUGGCCUUUGUCUUUAAGGACUGGAUCAAGGACCAGCUCAACUUCUUCAUCAACAAUAACAUCCGGGCGUACCGUGAUGACAUCGACCUCCAGAACCUCAUAGACUUCACACAGGAAUAUUGGGAGUGUUGCGGCGCAUUCGGAGCGGACGACUGGAACCUCAACAUUUACUUCAACUGCACGGACACCAACCCCAGUCGGGAGAAAUGUGGCGUCCCCUUUUCCUGCUGCACCAAGGAUCCUGCGGAGGAUGUGAUAAACACGCAGUGUGGCUAUGACGUACGAGCCAAAACGGACGCAGAGCAGAAGACCUACAUCCAUGUGAAAGGCUGUGUGCCACAGUUUGAGAAGUGGCUACAGGACAACCUGACAGUGGUGGCUGGGAUCUUCAUAGGAGUUGCACUGUUACAGAUAUUUGGAAUAUGUUUGGCACAAAACUUAGUGAGUGACAUUGAAGCUGUGAGAGCAAGCUGGGUGCCCCCGCCCUUUCUCUCCAUGCGCCGACCCCCGCCUCACUCUGGAAAGAAAGGGUCUGCGUACUACGCGUGAGGAACAUGCUCGCGAGCGUGUGUAUGUACUUUAGCCGUUUGUUUACCUGAUGUCACGGUUUACCUGUCUUCACCCAGGAAUGCACAGGUCUCUUCAGCAUGGCUACGCCAUUCUCGGCACAUAAGAAAAUGCUCAAAGCCUGCUACCACUGGGAAAGAUUCCUGAGAGCACCUGCACCAUGGUGACCUGCACAUUCUGAUCCUUUUUAAAGAUGGGUUUAGGGUUGCAAAUUUCCAGUAACUUUCCAAAAAUUCCCAGGUUUUUCAGAAAUCCCAGGUGGCAGUUUUCUGGAAAACCUGGGAAUUUGGGGAAAAUGACCCUGUUUUGCAUCUCCAUUGUUCCAUGGGAUUCCAUCCAUGUGACAAACACUUUGUGUAGAAAUGUACAGAAAAUAAUGACCCCAAAAAACUUGGGGGAAAGUUGCUUGUAAAUGCACUGCAUGCCUGUCCCACAUAGGGUGGCCACAUUUAAAACACCCAAAUGCGAGACUACAGGAUGAUAUUGCAGGAUAGUGUAGCCUACAUUAAUAAAAACAUUUGGCAGCCCCCCCCACUGGAAUUUAGACUGAACUGAAAGGAUUUUUACAAAUGUGAUUGGUUGAUGAUAUGACAUUGCCUACGUCUCGUCUGGCGCUGGGCAAAAUAUCAGAUCUCAACAACGAUUGGAGAAGAGUUUAACAUCACCAGUAUUCUUAGACUACCACAUCCUAAUGAUAUAUCUUUUUUUCAUAAGCGCAUAUUAGUGGUGCUUUGUUUUGUUGAUAAAAUGCGGGACAUGAUUGUUUCGUUGCAGGACGCGGUACAAAAGGGGGAAAAAUGUGGGACUGUCACACGAUCCGGGACAUGUGGUCAACAUACUGGUCACAGUAGCAUGGAUUCUGGUUUUGUUUCAUUAAAAUGUGCAAAAGUU